GCCGCCCUGUUGUUUUGAUGAAUAAUACUUGGUGGGGCGAGGGGGUAAGAGUAGGGGUGGAGGGGUAGGAGGAUUUACUGUUCCAGCCAGAGCAUCGCGGGUCCCGUCCUCCCCCUCCCCCCUGCCCGGGCGCCAGCGUGGAGGCGGGGCGUGGCCGGCUUGAUUUGGGAGGGGAGGGGCUUCCCUCAUCAGUGCUGGGCUCUGCCUGGGUGGCUCUGGGGUCGCCUUACCUCGGGCAUCCACUCUGCAGUCGAACAGUUCCCGCCAGGGGCCAAGGGUAGGAAGGAGAGCAGGAUCUGCUGGAGAAAGCGCAGCUGCCGCGCCACCUCCGCGAAGACACUGCAGGCUCGGGGCACGAGACGCGCUGGAGACCGAGCUCGCCAGUCUGGGUAACCUGGGAAGCAGAGGGUAAUAAGUGGCGCCUUAAGAUAGCCCUGUAGCAGCAGCGGUGGCCGCCAAAGGAGGGUGCUCAGGGCACAAGCAGCUGUAGAAGUCUUUGGGGCGAUUGGAGUGACCGAAGCCAAGGCAGUUCAGUGCCUCUCGUGUUCUUAUUUUUUAACCUCUGACUAUGCAAUUCUGAAACCUCCCCCAUUCGGGGGGACCAGACAGCCCGAUAGACACCUUCCACUCUCCUCCCGCCCUGGUCUCAAGAACAGAAGGAUCUCUCUCUAACGCCUUUCACCAUUAAGAGGAAAGCGAUGGAGGAGCUGAGCGCUGAUGAGAUCCGACGGAGGCGCCUUGCACGACUCGCCGGUGGACAGACCUCCCAGCCGACCACCCCGCUCACCUCUCCCCAGAGGGAGAACCCUCCCGGGCCUCCGAUAGCAGCAUCCGCCCCGGGCCCCUCCCAGAGUCUUGGUCUCAAUGUCCACAACAUGACCCCAGCUACCUCCCCAAUAGGUGCAUCAGGAGUAGCCCAUCGAAGCCAGAGCAGUGAAGGAGUCAGUUCUCUCAGCAGCUCGCCCUCCAAUAGCCUUGAAACGCAGUCUCAGUCUCUCUCACGCUCCCAGAGCAUGGACAUCGACGGUGUCUCUUGUGAGAAAAGCAUGUCCCAGGUGGAUGUGGAUUCAGGAAUUGAAAAUAUGGAGGUUGAUGAAAAUGAUCGAAGAGAAAAAAGGAGCCUCAGCGAUAAGGAGCCUUCAUCAGGUGCUGAAGUGUCAGAAGAACAGGCCUUACAGCUGGUCUGUAAGAUCUUUCGUGUCUCCUGGAAGGACCGGGACAGAGAUGUCAUCUUUCUUUCUUCUCUUUCCGCACAAUUUAAACAGAACCCAAAAGAAGUGUUCUCUGAUUUUAAGGACUUGAUUGGCCAGAUUUUAAUGGAAGUGCUAAUGAUGUCCACUCAGACUAGAGACGAAAACCCCUUUGCCAGCCUGACAGCUACGUCACAGCCCAUCGCAGCGGCAGCUCGGUCACCAGACAGAAACCUCCUGCUAAAUACCGGCUCCAACCCAGGAACAAGCCCCAUGUUCUGCAGUGUGGGUUCCUUUGGGGCCGGCUCUCUGUCCAGCCUCUAUGAAACGAGCCCGGCUCCCCAUGCGAGUCUCUGGAGCUCUGUGCCCGUGAGGAGUCCGUCAUUGGCCUCCCCUUCCCGCGCAGCCAGCCAGGGGGCAGUGCCUUCUCUGUCCCUCGGUCCCCACAGCCAGCCCCCCUCUCCCCGGUAUCGCCCCUACACGGUAGCCCACCCCUGGGGGGCUUCAGCCUCUCCCACUCCACGCUCUGCAGGCCUCUCCACACUGUCUAGCUCACCCAGCCUCCCCGCCCUCACUAGUAGCCCUCAAGCAGUGCCAGCCAGCUCCUCCAGAACGAGAGCCGCCAGCACGGGGCCUCCCCUGCUGUCCGCCUCACCCAGUGCCAUGAGCCACCAGCCCUCCCUGAGGAUUUCUCCUAGCGUGUCCGAUAGCCCUUUCUCCUUCCUCCUCUUCGCUCUCUCUGGGGACAGUAGUGACGAAGAUGACGAAGAAGAUGAUGAUGAUGAUGUUGGUGAUGAUGAAGGUGGUGGUGGUGGUGGUGAUGAGUUUUCUUGUGUCCAGUUUGGGUCCAGUUUGGGAGCCUCUGGUGGGACAAGUACGUGGGAUUCCUACAGCGACCAUUUCACCAUUGAGACCUGCAAGGAGACAGACAUGUUGAACUACCUCAUCGAGUGUUUUGACCGAGUCGGAAUAGAGGAGAAAAAAGCACCAAAGAUGUGCAGCCAGCCCGCAGUCAGCCAGCUUCUGAGCAACAUCCGUUCACAGUGCAUAUCCCACACUGCGUUAGUACUACAAGGUUCCCUCACACAGCCAAGGUCCAUGCAGCAGCCGUCCUUCCUGGUGCCGUAUAUGCUGUGUAGGAAUCUUCCCUAUGGUUUCAUUCAAGAACUGGUGAGAACCACUCACCAGGAUGAAGAAGUGUUCAAGCAGAUCUUUAUCCCCAUUUUACAAGGCCUGGCUCUUGCUGCCAAAGAGUGCUCCCUGGACAGCGACUACUUCAAGUACCCGCUGAUGGCUUUAGGGGAGCUCUGUGAAACCAAGUUUGGAAAGACACACCCUGUGUGCAAUUUGGUCGCUUCUUUGCCGCUGUGGUUGCCUAAGUCCUUAAGCCCUGGCUCUGGGCGGGAGCUGCAGAGACUCUCUUAUUUGGGGGCUUUCUUUAGCUUCUCGGUCUUUGCAGAAGAUGAUGCUAAAGUGGUUGAAAAAUAUUUCUCAGGCCCUGCCAUUACCCUAGAAAACACGCGUGUGGUUAGCCAGUCGCUGCAGCAUUACUUGGAGCUGGGAAGGCAAGAACUUUUUAAGACUCUGCAUAGUAUUUUGUUAAAUGGCGAAACCCGCGAGGCUGCUCUCGGCUACAUGGCGGCCGUUGUCAAUGCCAACAUGAAGAAAGCGCAGAUGCAGACAGAUGAUAGAUUGGUGUCAACGGACGGAUUUAUGCUGAAUUUCCUUUGGGUGCUGCAGCAGCUGAGUACGAAGAUCAAGUUAGAGACUGUGGAUCCCACGUACAUCUUCCACCCGAGGUGCAGGGUCAUCCUCCCGCACGACGAGACGCGGGUGAACGCCACGAUGGAGGACGUGAGCGGGUGGCUGGCCGAGCUGUAUGGAGACCAGCCUCCAUUUUCUGAGCCGAAAUUCCCUACGGAAUGCUUCUUCCUCACCCUGCAUGCCCACCACCUCUCUAUUCUGCCAAGUUGCCGUCGCUACAUCCGCAGGCUCCGGGCCAUCCGGGAGCUCAAUAGAACUGUCGAAGAUUUGAAAAAUAAUGAAAGCCAAUGGAAGGAUUCCCCGCUGGCGACUAGACACCGCGAAAUGCUGAAGCGCUGCAAGACACAGCUGAAGAAACUGGUACGAUGCAAGGCCUGUGCUGACGCUGGUUUACUUGACGAGAGCUUCCUCAGAAGAUGUCUGAAUUUCUAUGGCCUUCUCAUUCAGCUGCUGCUCCGCAUCCUGGACCCUGCCUAUCCCGAUGUAACACUGCCUUUAAAUUCAGAUGUCCCCAAGGUAUUUGCAGCAUUGCCUGAGUUUUAUGUAGAAGAUGUUGCUGAAUUUUUAUUUUUUAUUGUACAAUACUCUCCUCAGGUGCUUUAUGAGCCCUGCACUCAGGAUAUUGUGAUGUUCCUCGUUGUGAUGUUGUGCAACCAGAACUACAUCCGAAACCCCUACCUGGUGGCCAAACUGGUCGAGGUCAUGUUCAUGACCAACCCUGCUGUUCAGCCUCGAACCCAGAAGUUUUUUGAAAUGAUCGAAAACCAUCCUCUCUCCACCAAGUUGUUGGUCCCUUCCCUGAUGAAGUUUUAUACAGAUGUCGAGCACACCGGGGCCACCAGCGAGUUCUAUGACAAGUUCACCAUUCGCUACCACAUCAGCACCAUUUUUAAAAGCCUCUGGCAAAACAUAGCUCACCAUGGCACCUUUAUGGAAGAGUUCAACUCUGGGAAGCAGUUUGUUCGAUAUAUAAAUAUGCUAAUAAACGACACGACGUUUUUGCUCGAUGAAAGUCUGGAGUCUCUGAAGAGGAUCCAUGAAGUGCAAGAGGAGAUGAAGAACAAAGAACAGUGGGACCAGCUGCCCCGGGACCAGCAGCAGGCCCGACAGUCUCAGCUUGCUCAGGACGAACGUGUCUCGCGUUCCUACCUGGCCCUGGCCACAGAAACCGUAGACAUGUUCCACAUCCUCACCAAGCAGGUCCAGAAGCCCUUCCUCAGGCCGGAACUCGGACCUCGAUUGGCUGCAAUGCUGAACUUUAAUCUCCAGCAACUCUGUGGCCCCAAGUGCCGUGACCUGAAAGUUGAAAACCCUGAGAAAUACGGCUUUGAACCAAAGAAGCUGUUGGACCAGCUGACAGAUAUUUACUUGCAGCUGGACUGUGCCCGGUUCGCCAAAGCCAUUGCCGAUGACCAGAGAUCUUACAGCAAGGAGUUGUUUGAAGAAGUUAUCUCGAAGAUGCGGAAGGCGGGGAUCAAAUCCACAAUAGCAAUAGAGAAGUUUAAGCUCCUCGCCGAGAAAGUGGAGGAGAUAGUGGCCAAGAACGCACGUGCGGAGAUCGACUACAGUGACGCCCCCGACGAGUUCAGAGACCCUCUGAUGGACACCCUGAUGACCGACCCUGUGCGGCUGCCCUCCGGCACCGUCAUGGACCGCUCCAUCAUUCUGCGGCACUUGCUGAACUCCCCCACCGACCCCUUCAACCGGCAGACGCUGACGGAGAGCAUGCUGGAGCCAGUGCCAGAACUGAAAGAGCAGAUCCACGCCUGGAUGAGAGAGAAGCAGAGCGGCGACCACUGACCCGCCCCGGCCCCUGCUGGACGCGACCCUGGCAGGCGGGCCAGGCAGAGGCAGCGUCGGUGGCAAAGACAGAAAGAAAAAUCUUCAAACGUCAGAGGCCAAAUGCGGCGGAACACCCUGAGAGCCCACCCAGAGCGACCAAACGGGGGUCUGCGCGGACACGGAGUUGACGAGGAACCCGAUCCUGUACAUAUAUUUAAGUGACAGACGUGGUCCGGAGUGGAGGGACGCGCUGUGAUUGCUUGUGUAAUAAACACGUCCUUCCAGUGUCGCGGUUUGGGGCUUUGGCGACGGAGGUCUUUUAGGGAUCGAUGACGAUUGGGUCUGGGCAGCAUCCCCUUCACUUCCCCCCCUAAAUCCAAUAUCCGUUGAUUUGAUUGUGAUUAGAGAACCCUGGACAUUUUGCUGCUAACGAAUCUCCCCCACUCCCCUCCCGACCCGACUUGCACUGCUGUGGAUUUUUUUAAGAGAAGCUAAAACAAAAAUAAACUCCUUUCCCUGGCCCUCCAAACAUAUAUCCUGUGAGAUAACUGUGCCUGCAACAAAGUGUUAAUCCUGGGAUCGUAUUUUUAUAUCAUAUUCACAUAUUUGUUUUUUUAAUUGGUGUUAGAUGACAUGAUUAAUAAAAAAGGCAAAGAUAUUUUCAGAAUUUGAAUUUCAGUUUUUUUUCUUUUGAAAUGUCCCUUCAAAUUUUUUUAUUCUAAACAAAAUGAAGAGAAUCAUUGCUCAGGUCCUUGUUAAUAGUCCCUCUGUUAGAAAUCUAGGGAACAGCUGCAGCAAAGGAAGGGUCUAAGCAUAUCAGGACUUACGUGACUUGCGGUUUGGGGGGGGCGGGCAGGGGAUUGGUUUUUUUAACACUAUGUGACAGUUCAAAAUCUGACGGCGAUCCUGUGAGGGUCCAUGAAUUCCUCAAGUCUUGAGUCUGUGAGUUCGAGCCAGGGCUGAUUUGUCUGAUGCGUCCAAGGGGCUUGGCCUUACCAAAGCAAGAAAAGAGUGCAAGAAAUGAUGUGGAAGCACGUCUGCUGGUUGAAACACACACACACACACACACACAUACACACACACACACCCCUACCCACAUGCCCAUACACAUCCAACAUUUUGUAUUACUGCUACUCAGCAUACUUGAAUUCCUGAAUUUCCUUUGGGGUAAAAAAGGAUUUGAAACCAUAAAGUGUUUUGAAAAAAUUAAGUCUGCAGAAACAUGCUUUCUUUUUCUUUUCCUUUUUUCCCCCCUCCACAGACAAUGCCCUCUGUUCAAUAAAUGCAAUUUAUUGCUACAAUAAAUGGUGAUACACAUUCAG
Talpa occidentalis (Iberian mole) is the source of this 6058-nucleotide messenger RNA. RefSeq names its product ubiquitination factor E4B (gene UBE4B). The transcript has 29 exons. Bases 699 to 4754 code for a protein of 1351 amino acids. Gene Ontology annotation, cellular component: nucleus; ubiquitin ligase complex; cytoplasm. Lineage: Eukaryota; Metazoa; Chordata; Mammalia; Eulipotyphla; Talpidae. Gene Ontology annotation, molecular function: ubiquitin-ubiquitin ligase activity. The record is from RefSeq and is a predicted model, not a curated record. Gene Ontology annotation, biological process: protein polyubiquitination.